AUGAAGAAGAAUGGACGAAACAAUAAUUUCUUCUACUUGUAUAAGCACAAGUACCUGAUCACGGGGGUGACCAUCCUGUCCUUCAUCCUUAUGUUUCAAUACAAAUACCAUGAAGUGCUGAGCCUACACAAUAAUAAUGAAAAUGUGGUACAGAGCAGCAAGCUCUUCUGGGCACGCCUCCUCUUUGGACGAACAAGGAGUCGCAUCACAGGGCAAAUAUUAAAAAUGGAAAUCCCAAAUACCUACAGAUUAUUCAUCUUCAAUUUUUUAAUAAAAUAUAUGCACAUAAACAAGGAAGAAAUAAAAUACCCCAUAGAGUCCUACAAAUCGAUUGGUGACUUCUUCUCCCGCUACAUAAAGGAGGAAAUGAGACCCAUUGGGGAUGUUAGUGAUUACGCCAUAGUUAGUCCAUGCGACAGUGAACUGGUAGAUUACGGAGAGCUGACUUCAGAAUAUCUGGAAAAUGUAAAAGGAGUGAAAUUUAACGUAAAUACAUUUUUAGGAUCCAAAUUUCAGAAAAAGUAUAAUGAUGGAAGUACCAAAUUUUUUUAUGCCAUUUUUUAUUUAAGUCCAAAAAAAUACCAUCAUUUUCAUGCCCCUUUUAAUUUCAAAUAUAAUAUUAGAAGACAUAUAUCUGGAGAAUUAUUUCCAAUUUUUCAAGGCAUGUUUAAAUUUAUUAACAAUCUGUUUAAUAUUAACGAGAGGGUAAUUCUGUCUGGGGAGUGGAAAGGUGGAAAUAUAUACUAUGGAGCCGUUAGUGCAUACAAUGUAGGGAAUAUUAAAAUAAUAAACGAUGAAGAAUUGGUGACCAAUAAUUUGAGACAUCAGUUAAGCUACAUGGGGGGAGAUAUCAACACGAAAAUUUUCGACUCGUAUAAAAGUGUCGAAGUUGGAGAAGAAAUUGGGGAAUUCAGAAUGGGCUCAUCCAUUGUUGUGAUCUUUGAAAAUAAAAACGACUUCACUUGGAAUGUCAACCAUAAUCAGAUCGUCUCCGUGGGUCAGCGACUUGGCGGGGUCGGCGAGCCCAUCAAGGAGGAAAACAGGUUCAUCAAAAUUAGGAGCUGA
Plasmodium coatneyi is the source of this 1065-nucleotide messenger RNA. Its product is annotated as Phosphatidylserine decarboxylase proenzyme. Gene Ontology annotation, cellular component: mitochondrion. The coding region runs from base 1 to 1065 and encodes 354 amino acids. Lineage: Eukaryota; Apicomplexa; Aconoidasida; Haemosporida; Plasmodiidae. Gene Ontology annotation, biological process: phosphatidylethanolamine biosynthetic process. Gene Ontology annotation, molecular function: phosphatidylserine decarboxylase activity. The transcript has a single exon. The record is from RefSeq and is a predicted model, not a curated record.